UACUCGUAUAGUAAAAUUAUGGCUCCAACCUCUGCAGUAAGUUUAUCCCCUCCUUGGCGCAUCGAUGGCCCAUUUCGGCAUUAUAGUAUUAAUCCUCUCUUCCUCUCUUUAAGGAGAAAGCAAACCUCGCGCGAAUUCGCGACAACCAGAGACGCUCUCGGGCGCGUCGAAAGGAGUAUCUCCAAGAGCUGGAGAUCAAGCUACGACAAUGCGAAAACAUCGGGGUCGAAGCCUCGACUGAGCUCCAGACGGCUGCUAGGAGAGUGGCAAGCGAGAACAAAAGGUUACGAGAGCUAUUGGCGCAGAAGGGGGUAGAUGGCGAUUCUGUUGAGGAGUACUUGAAUCGGCCUUCUUUGGCGGGGUCAGCGAACGGCCAAUGUCGUGGGAGGGGCAGUGGAGAUGUGCUCGAGCGAAUGAUUCAAGCACGCAAACCAUGCUGUCCUGGAAAUUAUGGAAAUGGUAGCGAGGCUGUGGGUCGGGGAGGGAUUCGAGAUGAAGACUCGGAUAUCGUACGGCAGGAUUCAUUCGUACAGCAGGGUGGAAUGGUGUCUCCCAACACAUCCAGCUUCACGAGCGCAUCUGAUGUCACAAAUGAGUCUGACCAGAGGAGUAUGGACCAAAGACGGCAUGUUUUACUGCCGCAGCAGAGAAUGUCUUCAUUAAAUCAACAUAACCUUGAGGCUACAAACCCAACGCCCAUUUCAUCAUACCACGGAUCCCAUGUCUCCGUCCAAAAUAGCCAAGCGAACCAGUUUUUUAUGUCAUUUCAUAAUAUAUCAUCAAACCCGCAAGUAUCAAUGGACCCGAUUCCAGUACCACCAACCAGGGGAAAUGUCAACAGCUGUGAUCUUGCAACCGACAUGAUUACGAGUAUGGCUGGUGGUGACCCAGUCGACGUGCGAGCUGACCUAGGAUGUCUUCCGGGUAUGGAAUGUGAAGUAGAUAAUCAGCUUGUCUUUCAAGUUAUGGACCGGUAUUCAAACUCGCUGGGAUUACAAUAACAAUUAUUGAGCAUGAUCAUGUAUAUUUUGGUCAUUCUAGAG
Messenger RNA from Hymenoscyphus albidus, 1043 nucleotides. NCBI's taxonomy places the organism in Eukaryota, Fungi, Ascomycota, Leotiomycetes, Helotiales, Helotiaceae. The record is from the annotation of a GenBank genome assembly.